This is a messenger RNA of Daphnia magna, 4820 nucleotides long. RefSeq names its product centrosomal protein of 135 kDa. The transcript has 14 exons. The coding region runs from base 237 to 4733 and encodes 1498 amino acids. NCBI's taxonomy places the organism in Eukaryota, Metazoa, Arthropoda, Branchiopoda, Diplostraca, Daphniidae. Gene Ontology annotation, cellular component: extrinsic component of postsynaptic early endosome membrane; postsynaptic recycling endosome; glutamatergic synapse. The record is from RefSeq and is a predicted model, not a curated record. Gene Ontology annotation, biological process: regulation of modification of synaptic structure; neurotransmitter receptor transport, endosome to postsynaptic membrane; regulation of neurotransmitter receptor transport, endosome to postsynaptic membrane.
ACAGGUUCGCUGUGUUUCGCUCAAACGACGGUUGCUAUGUUUUGGUUUUCGCGCUUUUGAAAAUUACGAAAGCCACACAGUGCAUCGGUUUGUGCAUUUGAAUAAAUUUUUGUCUAUUUCCAACAUAGCAUGGGUGACUGGUUCCUGCCUUUAACAUUUUUACGACGUACCGAUAUUUUAUUUCCUAUCAGAAUAGCUGUAUUGCAUGUCGAAUUUCGAUUUUUGGCAUCGUAACCAUGGGGACCCAAAGCCAUCCACCUAGCAAUUUACGAUCAAAAACUAGUUAUUCUCUAUACGUCAGUCUUCGCCAUCAGCUGGACGACUUAGGCUACAAUAACUAUUUGUCAAAUGAUACUGUUCCAUUAGUGGAUAAACUAGUUAAAGAUCUCCUGUGUUACAAACAAUUGUGUACAGCAAACCCAAAUUCUCAACCAAGUGCAAGAAAACAAAGUGAACAGGCUCCGGCAGAAAGUUUGACCACAACAGAAUGUAGCAUUAAGAAUUUUGGCCAACAUUAUCGGCAGUAUUCCCGGGAUGAAAAGAUAACUAAUACAGAAGUAGAAGUACUGAAACAGGAAAAAUCAAAGCUUCAGGAACAAAUAAAUGAACUGAAAUUUGUUCUUGAUCAAAACACAACCAUUAUCCAAAGAUUAAAAAAGGAAAAUGAUACAAAAAGUUUACUACUUUUGCAGCUUCAAAAUGAAACAGCUAAGGGUGAAUCACAGGUUAACCCAUCCAAACCCAGCAUAGAAAAAGAUGGUGAUUUACCAGGGGCCAACCUAUCAAAAAUCCAGGCACUUUACAAGAGGAUACUAGCAGCAUCUGAUAAUCCUGCUAUUAUCGACUGGGUUAAGGCCGCUGAAGUAAAAAUCAGCAACUUGGAGCGUGAAUUGGACAACACCGGCAGAGCACUCGAUGUUAGCCAAAGAACUUGCGAGCAGUUUCAGAAGCAGAUUUUGGAAUAUGAAAACAAACUCAUCCAGCUCGAAAAAGCAGACAGAAACAGAGGAACCAAUACCUUUGCGCAACUGAAAUCUCGAAUGGAACAAAAGGAGCAAGAGAAUAAAGAACUACAGGCUAAACUCUCAGAAGCAGUACGGAACCAACAUGAAGCAAUGAGUAGAGCAAUUAUGCUAGCUGGCGACAGACCAUACAAUCACGAAACGGCUGCAAAAAACGCUAGUGCAGAGAAAAAAAUUAUUAGUCUUGAGUCAGAACGCAACGUGAUGAAACAGAUGUUAACCACCACUCAGAAAGAAAGGGAUGAAUUAAUGAAAGAAGUCCAUCGCUUACAUUCUCAAGAAUCCAUGUUGAUGAAUGAAAUUCGCGCUCUCGUAAGCAGUGAAUCAGCCUCACAGGGACCAAAAUCCAAGCAUGUUCGCUUUCAAACGAAUGACAAAAAUGCUUCAACAACGGAUAGUGGCGUCGAAUCUUCUGCCAGAUCAGCGACUAGUUCAGUUCAGGAGGAGGGGGGAGGACGCGGUCGCGAAAACUGGCUGAAGCGACUGGCAGAGCAGCGCCAGUUGUACUAUGACAACGUUCAUCAGUUAUUGAACUACAUGAAAAAUCGCCAAGGAUUGCCUACCGAACUACCGGGCGGUAAACCUGAUACGCAAAAUUCCCAGGCUUUUGACCCCAGUCGACCAACUGUUUUGCAGCAAAAUCCUCCUCAAACGAGUAAUGCAUCGUACAAUCUACCUCAGCAACAAUCACAGCGGAACAUUGAUCAACCUUUGCAUACGUAUCAACAACCUCCACUCCUCAAUUUUCAACAGCCUGAUCGGCAACAAGUACCGGCAGGGGGCCAGACGACAUAUAAUUGGCCUUCCGGUCAACCUUAUGGACCACAAUCUGAAAAUAUAUUUGUUCCACCAAAUCAAGAAUCACAGUCGAUAUCAAUGUCAACUGGGCAAUCAAAUGCUCCGCAAUCAAACACAGCUGUCGCUCAACAGAAACCCCAGUCACCUGCUCAAAAUCAAAGGAAUUCUGACGAAAUACCACCGCAGCAACAACUAAAUAACUACCAAUGGUAUGCUCAAUCUCAGAGAAAUGCUGGACAAACUAAUCCAACACGCCCGAAUUUUCCUGUUUGUGUUUGUGGGGGCGUACCACAAAACUUUUUGUCACAGUUCCAGGGACAGCCCGGAAUUCCUCAAACAUAUCAGCCCAAUCCAAGUAUGGGUCCAUUUAGUUAUCCACAAUCAUAUCAUGAUCCCAAUGCUGGCAUGCCCAAUUAUCAAAAUUCAUAUCAGUCACACUCCAAUGCUCACCCGCAAGGAUUUGUUCAACAGUCAAACGUUUCCUCCGCUCAGCCUGCUCAAGGGUUGGCUACCCACACGAGUACAAAAUCGUUUGGUAUUAUAACCCCCGACCAGCCUAACCACAGGAUUAGCAGACCUACUACAACAAACGUGCAUGACCGUAAAACUCAAACGGAAUCCGGAGCUUCCGCAUCAGCCUACACACCUACUACUGAAGAAAUAAGUAAACUACCAGAUCAGCUUCAAACGUGGGCGCAAAACGUGAUGGAGGAAAAGAAGUCAUUGAAAGAAAAGAAUUCCGAACUACGACUUGAAUUAGACGAAAUAAAGGAAAAUUCACAGAAAUCGGAUGGCCUAGUGACUGAUGUUACGGAAAAAUUUAAAAAGGCUGAAGAUCUGAUUUUGAAACUUCAGGCCGAUAUAGAAGCUUCCAAUACGAAGAUGCGUUUUAUGGAACAGAGCCUUCAGCUCGAACGCAACAACUUGCAGCAGCUUCGCCUCGAUAUUGACGAAGCCGACGGAAAUUCGUCCUCCCUAACAAAGAAAUUUGUUGAAAAAUCGACUCAGCUGGAUGCGGCGAAACAGCAAUGCCAACACUUAGAACAAACCGUAGGGGCGCUUCAGGAUCAGAUAAAGAGUCUUCAAAAUCAAUUGUUAGCGAUACAGAGCCAGAACGAAAUCCCAAAUCCAGUUGUACAAAAAUUAUUGAACGAAAUAGAAGGUCGCAAUACCCGCGUCCUCCAGCUAGAAAAACAAUUAUCUGCAAAGCAGGACAUUGUAACCCAACGAGAAAAAGAAGUCGAUGCCAUCAAUAAUAAACUCAAAGAAACGGAGCAAGAUCUCAAUGCAGAAAAGGCUAAAGUCUGGCAGCUGCAACAAGACAUGGAAAAUUCUCACGGCAAACUGAAGGUGACGGAGCGUGAAGUGUCACUUGAGAAAAAUAGGCUUCAACAGCUACAGGCGGAAAUAGCAAACGCCGACAUGAAUGCUGCCUCCCUGACGAAGAAAAUGAUGGAGAAAACUGCACAACUUGACGAGGCAAGGCAGCAUUGCAACGGGCUGGAACAGAAAGUACUGAGACUCGAAGAACAAGUAGGAAGUCUUCAGGGUCAGUUACGCAGCUUGCAGGUUAUACGUGCUCAGGGUGAAACCGAACAACGACAGCUUCUGGACGAACUAGAUGCAUGUAAGGCACGGAUUAACCAAUUGGAAAGGCAAUCAUCCACGAAGCAGGAUACAAUUACAAUGCUCCAGAACCAUAUUCAGACUUAUGAAAACAAAAUUCAGAUGCUCGAACGAGAAACCGGUGAGAAAAACAGCCAAGUGGAGUUGAACCGUCGUCAAAAUGAUCGCCUUGUUGACGAAAUUGACAAAGCAAAAAUAGAUAAUUCGUCACUUCGGCAAGAAAACGAGCGAUUAGUUGCUUCACUCGCCCAAAGUCGCGGGGAAUUGGAUCGCGAACGCAAAGGUGCUGAGGAUCUGCGACGAGAGAUUCAGUCGUAUGUCAAUCAUGUACGACAAGUGGAGUCCAUUUUGGCAAAAAAGGACGAAGAAAAAGAUGCUCUCUUGAAGCAGUUUCAAGCUUUAGCAAACGAGACCAGCAGCUUCGACACAGAAAGAGAAAAUAUGGAACGGUCCAUUCGAAGUCAGAAACAAGAAGUCACCACUUUGCAGGCAGAAUUAUUGACUGUGCGACGGCGGCUUGGAGAACUCGAACAACUGUAUGCACAACAGAAAACAGCUGGGGUUCAAUCAGAAAUGCAAGCCGACGAUUUAUUACGGCGAUUGGGUAUUUUGGAGCGAGAUUUGCGAGAUGAACGAGGAGAUAAGAUACGACUCGAACAGCAGCUUGCUGCCGCACACGAUCUCCAGAAUCGACUGGAAAAGCAAUUAGAAAAACUUCGAAUGGAAGCUGCCCAAGCUGAUUCAACCACUCAUCAGAUGGAAACUGAAACUACCCGGCUGCACGAGGAUUUUCGAGUACUCGACCAACGUCUAUUGAAAGAAAAGGAAAAUGUUCGCAAUUUAGAGUCGCUUGUAUCAAUCUUGCGGCAAGAGAGAUCCCAACAAGAAAACCAGAUGCGCACCAUGUCCCAAGACUUAACGCGAUUACAUCAUCGAGAGAUUAUUUUGCAAGAAGAAUUAGCGAAUGUGAAAGCAGAGCUAUGUGGCACUGAAGGCAAAGUUGCCGAUUUAAGUCGCGAAAAUCAACGCUUGAAACAAGAGGUUCUCCAAGAGAAGUUUGAGCGCGAGAAGACUCGACAAGAGUACAAACGCAUUGGCAAUCUGAGUCGCACAUCACCUUUGCUAUCCUACAAUGCCUCACCUGCUCCUGGAGCUUUGCACAACCUUUCAACCGCAACGAUAGGGACUGUUACUGUAGCUGGCGCAAGUGGGGGAUCAUCAGUCAGCUCGCCACGGAAAAGACAAACAGUUGCAGCACGUUUUGCAAACAAUGAAACACAGACAUGAAAGGUACCUUUUUAAUUGGCACAAAUUCUUGAGUUCGUUUUUUAUCAUCAAACCUAUUCUGCAUUCGAAAUAUAUUAUUCAUUUCUA